UUGGCACCUCAUUUGAACUUUGUUUACAUUCCUCUUGUGCUGAGUCCUGUGGUGUCCUGUGGUGUCCUGUUGCGUCCUGCUGAGUCCUGUGGUGUCCUGUUGCGUCCUGCUGAGUCCUGUGAUGUCCUGUGGUGUCCUGUUGCGUCCUGCUGAGUCCUGUGAUGUCCUGCUGAGUCCUCUGAUGUCCUGCUGAGUCCUGUGUUGUCCUCUGAUAUCCUGCUGAGUCCUCUGAUGUCCUGCUGAGUCCUCUGAUAUCCUGCUGAGUCCUCUGAUAUCCUGCUGAGUCCUGUGUUGUCCUGCUGAGUCCUCUGAUAUCCUGCUGAGUCCUCUGAUGUCCUGCUGAGUCCUCUGAUGUCCUGCUGAGUCCUCUGAUGUCCUGCUAAGUUCUGUGACAUCCUGCUGUUUUCUGUCUUGUGCAGCACACCCGUCUUCUGGACUGCUGUGUUUGGUAUUCACUUACAUGUAGUUGCUGGGAAUGAAACACAGCUCCUGGACAUUCCAGCACGAGAGAGAUGGCAAAAUGUCCACUGUAUGCAAACAGAAAAGGUAUGACUGCUGCUUUGGAUAUUGUCGAAGAUGCACUGGCAUCUUUACAAGCAAGAGUUUUGCAGGCACAGCAGAAGCAGCAGAAACCAGAAUUGAAGAAUGCUGAAACAAAUACAUCUCUUCGUGUAAAUACUAGUAUUCGGACAUCAUCAAACAGUGUACUUUCAGAACCUCGUCAGAAACAAAAGGAGACAAGUGUCUUAAUUAACCGCAGGCCAAAUGCUCUUGCAAUUAUAUCCAAAAGUCAUCAAGGGCAUCUUAGAGGAGAUAAAAUGGGAAGAGCAAAGAAGAAACCAAAACCCACUAUAGCUUAUCAAGAAUCAAAACAUGCCAGAGAAUCCCAACAGCAGCCUUGCAUCAGUGUGCCAUCCAGUCAUGACAUUCCUCAAGCUUAUUCCAGAUUUCAAGAAAACAUUUCUUUUGGCAGUUUCAGAGAUUACAGAGAAAAUCCUUGUGACAGUAUACAUUAUAACUCUGAUAUACGAGCCCUACACAACCAGCAGAGAGCAAAUACUUCUAAACCUGCAGGUAGUAAGUUCUCAAAGAAAAAAGUCAGCAGAAACAGAGAAAGAUUGAGUGAGAGUUCUUCUGAUGACUCUUCACAGAGGAGGAAGCAUAAAUUGAGAUUAAAACCUCCUCAGAGUUCCAGGCAGUCACACAAGAGCAGCCAGAAGAGGGUUUCUCCUAGGUGUAAAACAACCAUACCUGUGGCAGACCAAAGGUAUGCACAGUCUACAUUAACAUCAAGAUUGCGAGGUGAACUAUCAGGCCCUCCAAAAAAAGAAGAGAAAGAAAAUUUAAUUCCUUUCAUUCCAUGUGGAUCAAAAAGCACAAGCCAUCACAGAGCAUUAAUUAUUCAGCAGGAGUUAAGUCACUUGAAGAAUAUGACAUCAAAGGAGCAACAGCUAGUCACAGUUCCCCGCAGUUGUCUGCAAGAGUUUGAUGCAGAUGAAAGUGGGAGUGACAGUGAAAGGGUGACCGAACAGACAGUCAAGAGAGCCCUGGCCAAUAUCCAACAGCACAUAACUCGGAAAGCAAACAUGAAUAUUACCACUGGGAACAAUCUGCAGAGUUGUGCCCAAACAGAUGCUCAGGUCAGCAGCACUGAAAAUAUUCAACUCCAUAAAAAUCAGUCUUCUACAAGAACACAAAGAUAAAAAAUAAAAUUGAAAUGUUACAAUCAAUUAACAUAAAGUGCAUAGGUAAUAAACUUAAAAAAAACUGAAUAUUCCUUUCAUGAUAUGCAGUUCUUACCUAACAAGUUUAGCAAAUAAAAACUCAACCAGUAA
This is a messenger RNA of Cherax quadricarinatus, 1835 nucleotides long. The record is from RefSeq and is a predicted model, not a curated record. NCBI's taxonomy places the organism in Eukaryota, Metazoa, Arthropoda, Malacostraca, Decapoda, Parastacidae.